AAAUACGGUUUUUUCUUUCGAGAAUCAAUUGGUGGCUCCUGAAAGAGACACACCCUUUGGGAAGAACAAGGAGAAAGAAAAACCCAAAAUAUUUUCUUCUUCUCUUCCUCAAUCUUCAUACACCAAAUUUAUGGAUAACAGAUGCAAAUCUGGUUCACAGCAACUUCGUUUCGUCGCAAAACAACUUCCAUCGCUUUUUCAACCCUUCGAUAGAUCAAUUCCUGGCCUUCUGUUUCUACGUUUUGGUCUUCCCAAGUAGCAUUCAAUCUACCUUCUUUCUCUCACCUGUUAUAUUUUCUUAACAAAAAGAUUGUGGCUUCCUUAAUUCUUGUUCUGUAUAUGCUGCACAAGUCUUCAGACAGAGAUAUAAAGUGAUUUCUGCUUAAAUUAUGGUGUGUGGACCACGAUGACCGUUUCAGCUGGAUCAUCCCUUAAGAAGAUGUCGUGGUCCAAGGGCAACCAACCUUCUGGUUGGACAGCUUUUGAUCUCAAGCAGAAAAAUAAGAACAGUUUUGAAUCUGUAGUUGACAAGGACCCUUUUCCACCUAUAGGCUCAUCUGGUUCUAUGCGACAAGGUGAUAAGUUUAUCAAGAAGAAACAUGUUCCUUCGAAGCCUUUCUCUUCAGUUCUUCUACCUAAUAAAAAUUUCCCUCCUUUGAAAGAGGUUGGGAAUGGUCAAAAGGCAGCCUCAGGUUAUGAUUCUGAUGGAAAAUCUUUUGGGACUACAGCUCAGGAAGAUGCUAAUUUAGAUACCAAAAAGCUCAAAGAGAAACAUCCCUGGGCUGAAAAUAGCUUGAUUGAGGAUAUCUUGGCUGCCGUUAAUAAUAAUGUUGAUAAGGCCGUGGCUUUAUUGGAAACAAUGGCAUCUGCAGUCAAUUUCGAAGAACACAAAAUAUCAAGCGAUCCAAGAUCAACUAUUUCAGAGACUGGUGAAAGUCUUACGUCAGAAGAAAUGGUCAAAGAUGACAUUCUCUUCCAUUCUAAUUUUGUUGGUCACCUCCAAGAUAACGAUAAAGACUUGGAGAAUAGAAAUGCUUCAUUAGGUCCGAAGUUUUCUAAUGUCAGUAACCUGAAAUACAAAAGAGACCUCUUGAAUUCUAUUCCGGAUGAGCCUGAAUGGGAGGAAGAUGAUAUUUACAUCAGCCAUCGAAAGGAUGCAUUGAAGACAAUGAGGUCAGCAUCACGACAUUCUAAAGCAGCCGCUAACGCUUUUCUAAAAGGUGAACACUUUUCUGCUCAACAACAUUCAAUGAGAGCUAGGGAUGAAUGGAAUAAUGCCGACAAACUUAAUUCUGAGGCAGCCACAAAAAUUUUAAGUAUCAGGAAUAGUGAUAAUGAUAUAUGGAGACUGGAUUUGCACGGUCUUCAUGCAGCCGAAGCUGUUCAAGCAUUGCAAGAACAUCUCCAUAGAAUUGAAAGUCAAGGUUUUUCAAAGAGCUCAGCCCCUUCAAAUGGUGUGAAGAAGAAUGGGUCUGUUAGCUUCAUGGACUCGGAAAAUUUGGAUAAGCACGCACCAAUGAAGCUUAGAUCAUUAGGUCUACAUGUCAUAACAGGUGUUGGCAAUCACAGCCGAGGACAAGCUGCUCUUCCUACAGCUGUAAGAAGUUUCCUCAGUGAAAACAGAUACCGUAUUGAGGAGACGAGACCAGGAGUGAUCACAGUGUGGCCCAAGUUUCGCCAGAGUUAAUGACAAGCAUGUAUUCUUAUACUAUUGAGUUAUGAGUAUUCUUGUGAAGAUCUGAAAGUUUGUAUACAUUGUGUAAUUUUACCAUGUAUUUCUCCUUACUGGAGUUACAUAUUAUAAUAUGCAGUGGGGAGAUUUAAUUAUACAUGUAAUAGUCUUUACCUGUCCAUUUGUAAUAAGAUGUUUCUCUUAGCUUUGGAAA
Molecule: messenger RNA, 1886 nt
Organism: Trifolium pratense (red clover)
Lineage: Eukaryota; Viridiplantae; Streptophyta; Magnoliopsida; Fabales; Fabaceae
Exons: 5
Coding region: 407-1687 (426 amino acids)
Source: RefSeq, a predicted model, not a curated record